AUCCCUCACACACACCUCUUCAGGAGCGCCUAGGAGCAGCGGGUUAGCACACCCAUCCUUUCUCAUCUGGAACCAUGAGGAAAAGGCUGAUCCAGGUUUUUGGUUUCCUGAUCUCAACGCUGGGAUGGCUUUUUGUGCUUUGCACCAUGGCGAUGGAUUACUGGAGGAUCACCCAGAUAGGUGGCCAGGGAGGCUCCUUCAUUAUCAAGGUGGCCUGGUACUGGUCCAACCUGUGGCAGGACUGCAUCACUCACUCGACAGCAGUCACCAACUGCAGAGACUUCCCUGUGCUGUGGUCUGUCACACCUAUCAUCCAGGGAGUGAGAGGCCUGCUGAUGUGUGGACUAACCCUUGGGUUUUUUGGUGCAAUAUUUUGCUUUGUUGGCAUGGAGUGCACUUAUAUUGGAGGAGGGGAAAAAAACAAGGAUACCCUUUUAUUUGCUGGAUCCGUAUUUCACUUUGUCGGUGGUGUGUCAGACUUAGCUGCAUACUGCUUAUACAUCAACAAAGUCGCAAGGAACACUUUCACUCAAUCUUCGCCAGGAAUCCUACGGUAUGACUUAGGACCUCCCAUUUUUACUGGAAUAGUUGGAUCUUUUUGCAUCCUCUUAGGGGCCAUUCUCUAUGCUGUGACUGUGUACAAAGUCUUAUUCCCUACAGCAAAAGUGGUGCAUGCCCAUGGUGGUCCUGGAACACGAACAUACAUGGCCUCUCGGUCUGGAGGCAGAACCCUCUACACUGGAUACUACAGACCACCCAGACAGUACAGAUCCUACGGAUCAGGGAGAUCCAGCAGCUCUAAACUCACUAGGAUCUCCCAGAUAACACCUGAGAAACUGUCAGACAGAGAUGCCUUUGUGUAGUGACACUGGCAACAGUACUAGUUCCAGACAAUGCGUUCGUAAAUACCAUUAAGAUGAAGUCUAUUAAGGAAAAUUGUGAACAUUGUUUUUUUUCCAGCUACAUUAUUUGAUUGUGUCUUUUCAGGUCAAUCUUCAUUUGAUCACUCGGUUGUUGCUGAGAAUUUUCCUGCGCAGAAGGAAAUACUAAUUCUAGUGUAUUCAAGGUUUAAAAAGGCUUCUAAAGUUUGUCAUUUCCACGUUAAAAUGUCAGACUUGA
Messenger RNA from Coregonus clupeaformis (lake whitefish), 1119 nucleotides. RefSeq names its product claudin-10 (gene cldn10l2). Gene Ontology annotation, molecular function: structural molecule activity. The coding region runs from base 75 to 863 and encodes 262 amino acids. The record is from RefSeq and is a predicted model, not a curated record. The transcript has 5 exons. Gene Ontology annotation, biological process: bicellular tight junction assembly; cell adhesion. Gene Ontology annotation, cellular component: bicellular tight junction; plasma membrane. Lineage: Eukaryota; Metazoa; Chordata; Actinopteri; Salmoniformes; Salmonidae.